GCGUUACAUUACGUACAGCUAUUACAAACACUCUCUCGAAACAAAAAAUAACAUUGAACUUUAUAACUUUUAAUAAUUAUUUCCCUUUUUUCUCAUUUUCAUUCGCUCUCAAAUCUCAAAUUAACGCACGCAAACGCAAAAUCACAAUUUAUUCACACAAUUUUCAAAUGUAGAAGAACGAAAACACUUUCGAAACUUCGUUAUUUAUAUGCGAUUUCUCAUUUUUCAGAUUCAUUUCUUGUUAUAACUGUUUUUGGCCCGACCCGAAUGGAAUCGAAUCCAAUGUCUUUUACUCCGCCGCAGUUAAUCGGCGCCGUUUCUAGGUUGAGAUCUUCGUCGGUGAAGAAGUUGCCGGAGCCCUUACGCCGCGCCGUCGCUGAUUGCCUCUCCUCUCCUUCCUCCGCCGCCGCUAAUGAACCUUCCAGAAUUCUUCGGGACUAUUUGAAAGGCCCUACAACCACAGACAUGGCUUAUAGUGCAAUUCUGGAACAUACUAUUGCGGAGAGGGAGCGCAGUCCUGCAGUAGUUGCAAGGUGUGUGGCACUAUUAAAGCGGUAUCUUCUAAGAUACAAACCGAGCGAGGAGACAUUGCUUCAAAUAGAUCGUUUUUGUUCAGCAGUAAUUGCUGAAUGUGUUAUUAACCCAAAUCAGCCAUGGUCGCAAUCUCUGAAUCGUCAAUCUGGUGCAUCCACAACCCCAUCUCCUUUACUUGUAUCUAGCGUUGCUUCUGAGGCACAUGUAAAGUCAUUGAGUUAUGUGCGUUCCCUAGUAGCUCGACACAUUCCGAAACGGCUUUUUCAACCAGCUUCAUUUACCGGACCAUCAUCUUCAUCAGGAAAAUCACUGCCAACAUUGUCAUCUUUGCUGAGUAAAUCUUUCAAUUCCCAACUUAGUCCUGCUAGUGUUCCAGAAACGCCAAGUCCUGCAAGUGUUCCAGAAACAUUAAAGAAAGAUUCAACUGUCUUAUCUGUCUCAAAGUCCUUAAAAUGUGAAAAAGGUGAUGAAAAUGAUGAACUAAGGUUCAUUGCCCAUGAUGUUCUGAAAUGGCGCUGGCUUGAGCAAACACAGUCGUCAUCUGUCGGGACUGAAAGUGAUCGUGGUCAGUAUAUGACAUCACAUAGUAGUUUCUUAGAAGUAGGUGCAGCAGCUUUACUUGUAGGAGAUAUCGAAUCUAAGAUGAAGGGGAAACCAUGGAAAUUUUUUGGAACUGAUGAUAUGCCUUACCUGGAUCAGCUGUUGCAGUCUUCUCCUGUAACACCAAUUACAAAUUCCGUCUCUGCUCGUUGCCACCUGAGAGCAAUAACAGCAUCUAAACGCAAAAAAGCAGGCUCUCAUCAGAUAUGGGAGGAUUAUCCCGUGAUUACAUUUCGUCCCCGAGCUCGACAGCUUUUCCAGUAUCGCCAUUACAGUGAGCAACAACCUCUACGAUUAAACCCUGCCGAGGUACAAGAAGUUAUUGCUGCAGUUUGCUCCGAGGCUUCUUCCCCAAGCACCAAUGUUAUGACAGUGUCAACUAGACUAGGCAAUAGCAGUGGAAAACCAUCAACAGAUGUGGCUGUUAGCGUCCUUAUUAAAUUAGUUAUUGACAUGUAUGUUUUAGAUUCUCAGACAGCUGCUCCUCUCAUUCUUUCUAUGCUUGAGGAUAUUCUUAGUUCUUCUGAAACAGCUUGCAGGAUCCGCGCUUUCGAUUUGAUUCUAAAUCUAGGGGUUCAUUCUCAUCUCCUAGAACCGAUGAUUGUUGACGAUGCUUCCAUUAUUGAAGAAGAAUAUUCUCAAGAAUCCUACUAUGACAGCAACACUCAAGUUAUGAUGGAAGAUAGCAGAAAAGGAAAUUCUCUUAACAAAUCAGACACAGUCUCUGCAAUUGAUAGUUUUGAGCCAUGGAUUAUAAAUAUUCUGUAUGAGAUACUGCUUCUACUUGUUCAGACUGAAGAAAAGGAAGAAUCUGUUUGGGCAUCUGCACUCAGCUGUUUGCUUUAUUUUGUCUGUGAUAGAGGAAAGAUCAGGAGAAAUCGUUUACAGGGACUCGACAUAAGGGUUCUGAAGCAACUUAUAAGAACCAGCAGGGAGAACUCCUGGGCAGAAUUAGUUCAUUGCAAGUUGAUUUCCAUGUUAACCAACAUGUUUUAUGAAGUUCCUGAUGAAGUUACAGAGCCUGUCUCUAGAAAACCAAAGUUUCUUGUGGAUCAACUUGAUCUGAUUGGAGGAGUUCAAUUUAUUUUCAUUGAGUAUUCCCUUGCAAACUCAAGAGAAGAAAGGAAAAAUCUGUUUUCGGUGCUUUUUGAGUACAUUCUCCAUCAAAUAAAUGAAAAAUGUAUGGCUACAGGAGUAAAUGAAUACAGUGAUGAUGAGAUCCAACCUAUUGCUUCUCUACUUGCUCAAGCAAAUGCGGCUGAGGCAUUUUAUAUUUCUGUCAAACUUGGAGUAGAAUGCAUUGGGGAGAUUUUGAGAAGAUCAAUUGCAUCUACUUUGUCCAGAUAUCCUAACAGUGAACGGCUAAAUGCGCUACUGGAAAUUGUAGCAGAGAAGUUUGACACCGUAAUAAGUUCAUUUACUCAUCUGGACAAAGAAUUCUCCAAUAUGAUUCUGAUAACCAAAUCUCACAAGUUUUCUGAAAAUAUGGAUGGUGCGGCUCUACAAAAUGGCAUUCAUUUGCAAGCAAAGCAUUCAUGGGUGACUUUACAUUCCCUUCUUCACUCUGAAAGAAUUUCGUACCGUCAAAAUGGGUAUAUCUGGUUAGGUGAUCUGCUUAUUGCUGAAAUUAGUGAGGAAAGAGAUGGAGAUAUAUGGUCAAGUAUCAAAUACUUCCAGCAUAAAAUUACUCAAGCAGGAACUCAAGAUUCUUUGGAUACAUCAAAUAUUCCUUUGUCCAUUUUACUUAUGUGUGGCCUUUUAAAGUCCAAAAACAACUACAUUAGAUGGGGAUUUUUGUUUGUUCUUGAAAGGCUUCUUAUGAGAUUCAAAUUUUUGCUAGAUGAGCAUGAAAUGCAGCUAUCAAACAGCAAAGAUCUGCAGCAUGGGAAGAAAGGUUGGCACCUUGAGAAAGCCAAUGCAGUAAUCGACACAAUGAGCAGUGCUUUGUCUCUGGCUUUUCAGAUAAAUGAAACAGACCGUAUCAAUAUUCUGAAGAUGUGUGACAUACUAUUCUCUCAAUUGUGCCUAAGAGUUCCUCCGGCUACAGCUCUACCGUUUGGUGAUGACGUGCAACAUGACAGAAAUUUAAAUCUCACUAGUGUAAACAAAAAAACUGACAUUGAUAAUCAUGUCCUCAAACAAGAUAGUUUCCGCUGGGAUGAACGCAAGGAAGAAUCUAAUAGAAGACCUAGAUACCCUAAUAACUACCAUCCAGAUCAUGAGACUGCAUCAAUGGCAGCUCUUCUCCAAGGACGAGCUAUUGUCCCCAUGCAAUUAAUUGCACGUAUUCCUGCUGCCUUACUAUAUUGGCCACUCAUUCAAUUGGCAGGAGCAGCAACAGAUGAUAUUGCUUUGGGAGUUUCUGUUGGAAGUAAAGGAAGAGGAAACCUGCCUGGUGCCACAUCGGAUAUUCGGGCCAUACUUAUCCUCCUUCUUAUUGGUAAAUGCUCAGCGGAUCCCGUUGCUUUCAAGGAAGUAGGCCAGGAACAAUUUUUCAGGGAACUUUUGGAUGACACAGAUUCAAGAGUGGCAUAUUAUUCUUCCGCUUUUCUUCUGAAGCGAAUGAUGACAGAGAAGCCAGAGAAAUAUCAACACAUGCUUCAGAAUCUUGUUGUUAAAGCUCAACAGAGUAACAAUGAAAAACUAUUGGAAAAUCCAUACCUUCAAAUGCGUGGCAUAAUUCAACUGGCAAAUGAUCUUGGAAUUGACUUGUGAUGUUCAUGGUAUGGUUUUCUGGAGGGAUAUAUUGUUUGGAGUUGGAGAUGUGUGUUGGUUUGACAUCAUUCAUUUGGCUUAGAUUUCGAAACGCGUAUAUCCAGGAAAUGUUUCCUUCCAUAAACAAAAUUGUGAUUUAUUUUUUAACAUGGCCAAGGAGGGUACACGUGGGGCCUGAGAAUGAGAGCUAGUGGAGUUGGGUUGCUCAAAAUAUUGAUUGAUUAUUCCGAAAUAAUUAACAGAACUCAACACACUGCUUGCUCUAAAUGCCUGUUGGUUUCUUCAGUGAUAUUACUCUUUUGGAGAGCCAUGUUUUAUCUGCCAUCAUGACUUCAUCUUUCCUGUGUAUUUAUUGUCAACAAUAACUGAGAGAAGGCAGAGUUCUGUUGAGGAAUAAUUUUGAAUGCACCUGAUUUUGACCCAGCUACUGAUUAUUGCUGUUGCUGGCUGGUGUGCAUUAUAUUCCGUGGAAAAUAUGUGCAGAACUCCACAAGAUUCUUUUGUACAGGAUUUAGAUUUAGAUUCCCACCGGGCCUUCAUUUUUUUCGCUCAUGAAGGCUGCCUCUAUGCUUGCAUAUUUUUACUUAGCAUACAGGACCUUUCAUGGGAAAAGAUAGAACUCAGUUUUGCAAGUUGUUAAUAUAUAUCUAUCACAGGUCACAAGGAGAUCCUUUGAUAAGGGGUAAUCCUAGGAUGUCUACUUUUAGAUGCAUCCCUAGCUGUUCUCCUUGUUUUCUGUAAAAUGUGUGGUUUAAUAUUUUUCUUUUCCUUUAUGAUCCAUUCCAUUUUUGCGAAAAUUGUAACAUGUAGUGAGAAAUUAGUGUGUACAUUAUCUAUUCAUGAUUUUAUUAUGGGAAUCGUUUUGUUUAACAA
Medicago truncatula (barrel medic) is the source of this 4722-nucleotide messenger RNA. RefSeq lists its product as uncharacterized. Lineage: Eukaryota; Viridiplantae; Streptophyta; Magnoliopsida; Fabales; Fabaceae. The record is from RefSeq and is a predicted model, not a curated record. The coding region runs from base 268 to 3849 and encodes 1193 amino acids. The transcript has 18 exons.